This is a messenger RNA of Rhea pennata, 1580 nucleotides long. RefSeq names its product starch binding domain 1 (gene STBD1). The transcript is spliced from 2 exons. Gene Ontology annotation, cellular component: membrane. Bases 1 to 1119 code for a protein of 372 amino acids. The record is from RefSeq and is a predicted model, not a curated record. NCBI's taxonomy places the organism in Eukaryota, Metazoa, Chordata, Aves, Rheiformes, Rheidae. Gene Ontology annotation, molecular function: starch binding; glycogen binding.
AUGGCCCGCGACCGCGGCCCGCCCGUGCUGCGGCAGCCCGCUGCCGAGCCGCCCCCGCCCGCAGCCGCCCCCGCCCUCCCCGCCGCGGCCCGCGGCUGGGGCUGGGGCUGGGGCUGGCUGGGAGCGGGGCUGUGGCCGGCGCUGGUGGUGGGGCUGCUGGCCGCCCUCGUCGCCUGGCUCUGGUACGGCGGCACCGACGGGCGAGGCGAGGAGGGCGGCGAGGCGGCGGCUCCGGCCCCAGCCCCGUGCCGCGGCGCCGAGGGGGCCCCGCAGCCGCGGGGCGAGGCGGCAGCCACAGAGGAUCUCCUGGCAAGCGGUGAGCAAGUUCUGCUAGAAGCCAAGGCCACUGCCCUGUCCAGCCCAGAGAAGCCAGGAGAGGAUUUGGCAGCUGUAGCCAGGAAGGAGCUUAACCAUGUUCAGAGUGAUGGAGUUUCCUGUGAACCUCCAGAGACAGAGCCCCUGCUCCCAAAUAAGCCUGCCACCUCUGUGACUGACUCUGGGGAACAUCCAGCUGAAACGCAUGGUGGGCAGGCAGGGGAACUGAGACCCCAGAAGGGGCGGGCAAGUGAUGGAUGGUGUGUGAUGAACUUGGCAGAAGCUUCUGGUGAUGCUCAUGAGGACAAAAGUGAGGAGCAGCUGAGUCAGCCAGCAGAGGGUCGGGAUGUGGACCAUGAAGAGUGGGAAGUUGUUUCUGAGCACCUGGCCUUGGGGGAGGCUGUUAAGAGUGGCAGCGCAGAAGACUGUGACAACAAGGAAUGGGAACAGGGAGACUGCCCUGAUGGGGACUUGAAAGCUAAGAGAGUGGCAGCGGUGCCCCCAAUGUUUCAAAAUAUCCACGUGACUUUCCGUGUGCACUACAUCACACACUCGGAUGCUCAGCUGAUUGGUGUUACAGGUGACCACGAGUGUCUUGGCCAGUGGCACAGCUACGUUCCACUCAAGUGUGACAAGGAUGGCUUCUGGUCUGAAUCCAUUAUCUUGCCAGUAGACACCAAAGUAGAGUGGAAAUUUAUCUUAGUGGAGAAUGGGAAGGUCAGACGUUGGGAAGAAUGCAGUAACAGAACCCUAGUGACUGCACAUGAAGAUCAGAUGGCCCACAAGUGGUGGGGAUAUCAUUAAUUAGAUCUUGGAAGCUGCUUAUUUAAUGACAAACCUGCUUAGAUACAUCAUGGAGCCCCAAAACUUUGCUACUCUUCAGUAGAAGAUCAUCUCAAUUGCAGAGCUCUGUAAAUCUUUUAUCAAACCUGUUUAAACUGAAUGAGCAGCAGAUCUUGUUGUCUAUAGGAGGUAAUUUGGCAACCUGAAAAGCUAACAUCAAAAUCUUCUGAAGAUGUGCAAGGUAGGCUAUGAAGGCAUGAGCAGCGUUUCAAGCAGCUGCCUGUCAGGAUAAAUCUGGACCCUGGACUUGAGUUUGCAUUGCUUAGAGUGGGGCUAUGGGAUGAAAUGUUGUACAAACUGCUUAGGGCUUUAGAAGCAUACUAGAAAGUGUGGUUGCCUGCACUGUAAUAGGAACUAAGUGUUUUAAGUUAUGUAAUGUAUAAAUAAGCAAUAAACACUUUCAGACUGACAGUCCUUUAUAA